AUGAACGUUCGAGACGAUGAGCCAGGGACCAGGGACUUCAAGGGCUACGGACUUGGGUGGUACGAUACGAAGACUGUGCUGCUUUGGCACAAGAGAUUGAGACCCUGCGGAGGAGAUACUGCGCUGUUGUCCGCAGUAAUUUUGAAGCGCGUCGACAUUGUCAAACUUCUACUGGGAAAAGGCUGCGAUUUGGACGUCCGGAAUAACGGGGGUCAUAUAGCAAUCGAUACUGCCAGGCUGUUCCCUGAGGAUGAGAUCGUCCAGCUUUUAGAGGAUCAGAUGCAUUGUCGGCAACACACUCUGUACGAAGUGGGGGCUGAGCACUAA
This is a messenger RNA of Letharia columbiana, 327 nucleotides long. RefSeq lists its product as uncharacterized. Lineage: Eukaryota; Fungi; Ascomycota; Lecanoromycetes; Lecanorales; Parmeliaceae. The record is from RefSeq and is a predicted model, not a curated record. Gene Ontology annotation, molecular function: protein binding. The coding region runs from base 1 to 327 and encodes 108 amino acids. The transcript has a single exon.